GUUCUUGGAGGAGCCAUUGGGGUGACCCCGUGAGGUCAUGCAUCAUGUGGAUGUCAUGAGUAUGGUAAUCCAAGAUGGAGCCAGUGCUCUGCUACGAGUCCAGAAACAGAUCAUGUCUGAGUACCAUCUACUCUUUACCCAUACAAAUCACUGUCUACAUGAUUCUAGGGGUGACAGUCAUUCUAACAGUGUUUGGCAACCUUUUGGUCACUGUUUCAAUUGCCUAUUUUAAGCAGCUUCAUACUCCGACCAAUUACUUGAUUUCCUCUCUAGCUGUAUGUGACCUUCUUUUAGGGCUAUUAGUCAUGUUCCCCAGUAUGGUUCAAUGCGUAGAGUCCUGCUGGUAUUUUGGUGACGUCUUCUGUAAAGUCUACAUGAGUUCUGAUGUCAUGUUAUGUACAACAUCAAUUCUAAAUUUGACAUUUAUAUCAAUUGAUCGCCACUAUGCCGUUUGCCAACCUUUACUAUACAGGAAAAAAAUGUCUGUUAAUGUUGUGUUGAUCAUGAUUCUGCUCAGUUGGACUAUUUCAUGCUUCAUUGGUUUUGGAAUGAUUUUUCUCAAGUUAAAUAUUUGGGAUAUUGAGGAAUUUUACAGUAACCACACUGUGUGUGAAGAGGAAUGUAUUUUAUUUCAGACUGGACUGUCAAGUAUAAUAUCAUCAGUGCUUUCAUUUUAUAUUCCAGGAAUAAUAUUGCUCAGCGUUUACCUUAAGAUUUUUUUAGUGGCCCGGAGACAGUUGCAUAGCAUACAGAUCGCAAGUCGUGUGUGCUGUGAAGGAAUAUCAAACAUGAACCAGAAAAAAGCCACUAAAACACUUGCUAUCAUAAUGGGGGCGUUUCUUUCUUUUUGGACUCCUUUUUUUGUCUGUAACAUCAUUGAUCCCUUUAUUGGUUACUCCACACCACCAGCAUUGUUUAAAACGCUUGUAUGGUUGGGCUACUUGAACUCUACUGUGAAUCCUUUCAUUUAUGCAUUCUUUUAUAGUUGGUUCAGGAAGGCACUUCAAUUAUUCACCUCGGGCAUCAUGUUUAAAGCUGAUGUUUCAGAAACAACUCUUUUCACAUUAUGAAUUGAAGCAAGUAAGAAAAGAGCAAAAAGAAGACAAAAAUCAUGUUAA
Messenger RNA from Pungitius pungitius (ninespine stickleback), 1118 nucleotides. RefSeq names its product trace amine-associated receptor 1-like. The transcript is spliced from 2 exons. Lineage: Eukaryota; Metazoa; Chordata; Actinopteri; Perciformes; Gasterosteidae. Gene Ontology annotation, molecular function: trace-amine receptor activity. Gene Ontology annotation, biological process: adenylate cyclase-activating adrenergic receptor signaling pathway. The record is from RefSeq and is a predicted model, not a curated record. Gene Ontology annotation, cellular component: plasma membrane. Bases 75 to 1070 code for a protein of 331 amino acids.